AUGGACCUCAGAGCCUCCAUCUCCUUUCUUGUGCUACUGCUUGGCCUGUCCAAGGCUCUGCCUGUCAUGGAUGACGGUGAUGAGAAUGAUAUUUUUUCAGAGGAGCCCGACAGUUUGGACUUAACUACACAGAUUCUGGAACUCAACAAUGCCUCCAGUGAGCUUCUAGUGGAAGGAGAUCUUGUUGUGCCAAGAACCAGGACUGCUGUGGCUUGCCUGAACAACAACUGCUUAUGGAGGAAGUCUUCUAAUGGGAAAGUUGAGGUGCCUUUCACAGUGAGCCCUAAUUUCUCUUACUAUGCUAGGAUGAAAAUUGAAAAUGCCAUGGCAACCUUUAACAGAAAAACCUGUGUUCAGUUUGUUGCUCGCUCAACUCUACAUCAGCGUGACUACAUCAGCAUUGAGGACAGAGAUGGGUGCUUCUCAAGCCUUGGGAGGACAGGUGGCAAACAGGUGGUCUCAAUCAGCAGCUUUGGAUGUGUUUACAACGGCAUCAUCCAGCAUGAACUCAACCAUGCUCUGGGCUUCUACCAUGAACAAACCAGGAGUGACAGAGACCAGUAUGUGAAAAUCAACUGGGAAUACAUCCACCCACAAACGGUUUACAACUUUCAUAAACAAAACACCAACAACCUGAACACUCCAUAUGACUACUCUUCUGUGAUGCAUUAUGGGAGAACUGAUUUCACAACCCAGUAUGGAAAGGAGACAAUCACUCCAAUUCCAAACCCAAAUGUGCAAAUUGGACAGAGACGUGGAUUGUCCACUACUGACAUCCUGAGGAUCAACAAACUCUAUGAAUGCUGUGAGUAUGACCUCCUGCAUCAUAUGGUGUGCACACAGCACCGUGCCAGAGGGACGGCAGCCAGCUCCUCCACCUGGUUUUUGGCCGUUAGCUCUCGUCUGCUCGGGGCCAACGGCGAACGGCUCCGCUCCACACCCUGA
Molecule: messenger RNA, 945 nt
Organism: Clupea harengus (Atlantic herring)
Lineage: Eukaryota; Metazoa; Chordata; Actinopteri; Clupeiformes; Clupeidae
Product: hatching enzyme 1.2
Exons: 8
Coding region: 1-945 (314 amino acids)
Biological process (GO): proteolysis
Molecular function (GO): zinc ion binding; metalloendopeptidase activity
Source: RefSeq, a predicted model, not a curated record